AUGGACACGCAGGUUGGCAAUAAAUUUCGCCUCGGUAAAAAGAUUGGGGGAGGAUCAUCUGGGAAGAUUUACAAAGGUUCCUUUUUUCUUGUAUUUUCAUUCUUUUCUCUUAGCUUUGAUUCUAUUUAUGCUCUCCAAGGUGUCGUCGCAAGAUUUCAAAUUUUUCCGAGGAACUUCUAACUUGCCCCUAUGCAGGGACUGAUAUCCAAACAAACGAAGAAGUGGCCAUUAAACUUGUAAGUUUCUGCUGUUGGAUGGAUCGUUAUCCUGGAACUUUCUUAAUAUGUCCCAACAUGCGUUAUUCUGCAACUUUGAUUAUAUUUUACUGAAUAAACAAGCAAUUAUUUAUUUAUUCUUUUGAUUUUUGGAUGUAGAUGUAAAUUGAAGAUUAUGACGUAUUUAACCCAUUUUUUUAUUGUGAAAAUUUUAGGACAUUGACUUCUUUAAAUGGGAGAUAAUUUUCUAUUAAAGUUUUCAUCACGAGUUGUAGUUUAUCUUCUUCAUGUUACAUUGGAGCUAUUUAGACAUGUGGGGUUUUGUGCUUUUCUAUGCAUGAUUGAUGGUGGUUGAUGUUUUUAUUAUUUUUCUUCUUCAAUAACUUAUAAACCGUUAAUUUAUCAAUACUUAGUAAACCUUUUUGUUUUCUUUUGAGGAGUCAUAAAGAACAGCAUUUGAUUUUCAAAAUAAAUAAUAUGUUGUACAAUUUCGUGGAGAUGUUUUCAAUUCUGAGUAAACCUCCAUCAUAUGCCCAUGUUAAAGUGAGAGUAGACACACUUUAACAUAUUCGACAAUUGUUGUUUUCAUAUAGUAUAUUUUGUGAGAACUCUAUAGAUUUUGUUGAGUUAUGGACUAACUCAAUAUUAUUUUGAUGACUUCUAGUCAUUAAUUUAAAAUCAUGAAAUUGAUGAUAUAAAAUGUAAAUUUAGAUGAAAAAUUGAUAUUUUGGAUGAGAUUAAAUAGCCUAGAUUAUGAGUACAUAUAUGCAAGAGAAUUUCAACCUAAAGGCUAAGGUAUAGAAAUAUUAAAUAUUAGAAUACAUAUAUUUCUCAUGCUCUAGACCAUGGGAAAUAACUCAUACUAUUUCAAAUUCUCAUCAUAGAUAGAAAUAUUAGAAUAUUUUAAUAUAAAUAUAAUAAAUAGUCUAUAUGAGGUAAAUCUAUCAUAAUCUUAUAUGAAAGUUCUAAUAUUUGAUUUUUUUUUAUCAAAUAACUUUGCUUAUACAUGCAUAUGAGUAACUAAUAGAAAGUUCUUUGAAUGAGGAGUCAAAUUAAAUAAAUUUGAAGAAAAAUAUCUAGGUACUGUCAUAGACAUGAAAAUUCAACUAAUUAUAGAAAACUAAUUUAAAGAGGAAUUAAAAACUAAAAAACAUACCAGAACUUAAAGUAUUAAGGGAGUUAUUUUAAAAAAAAAUUACAAUCAUUUUUCUAUAUUUUAUAGAGCCCAAUUAUUUGACUCAAUAUGGGCCAAAAGGGAGUGUUCUAGCUUAACUUAGGAAGGGACAUUCCACCCAAAUAGGGUAAUAAGAAAAUAUAUAAUUUUUAAAUAGCAAAGGCCAUUUCCAAAGAUAUUUCUCCUCUCAAAUUUCAAAGAACCAAAUACAAAAUCAAAUUACUUAAAGGGUGUUGUGACUAUCAUUUGGAGUGUCAAAUACUUCUUCCUUCAACCCAACAUUGAUCAAGUACAACAACUCAUGGUGUACCAAAAUGAAUUUGAAGAUUAUGGUAACUUCAUUUUAGUUGUUUGUUUGUUUUUUUUUUUUGAUCUGCAAUAUGUGAAUAAGUUGAAACACUCAUAGUAUGUUAUCACUGUAGUCACAUAGGUUGUGAUGUACUUGUGGUGUGCUUGCAAUGAAAAAAAUCUAGGACUGCAAAGAUCAGAGUUAUAAGUGAGGUAAUCACAUGCCCAUGAAAUUUAUUGAUGUGAAGGGUUCUUAAUCUGUAUAAAAUCAAGUGUAUUAUGAUAGUAGAAUACUAGAAUUGAGGUGAUUUUCUCAAAAGUGGAUGUAGCCCAAAUGAAUUUGGUCAAACAACUAUAAAAAUCCAGUGCUCACAUUAUUCUUAAUUUAUCUUAUAUUUAUAUAUCAUAAAAUGAAAAAUAUUAUAAUUAAUUAUUAAAAAAAUAGAAAUCAAUUCACCCCCUUCCCUCUUGAUUUAUCUAGCCAUCUAGUGAGCUAUAAAUUUCCCACAAAUUAUGACAUCAUUAUGGUUGGAGCCAUAAUGAUGGUGAUUUGUGUUGAUUGUUAGAUGACUUGAUAAAUCAAAAGGAUAUGGGGUGAAUUAAUUUUUUCAUAUUUUAUUUAAUUAAAUAUAAUAUUUUUAUUUUUAUAUAUUAAUGUUAAAGUAUAGUUAUAAACUAAUAUAUAAUUACGAGAUAAUCAAGACGAAUUUUUGAACAUCUGAUUUUAUAAUAGUUUGACCAAACUCUUUUUGCCUACAUCCACUUUUGAGGAAUCCACUUAGAUUUUACUAUUCCACUAUUAGAAUACAAUUGAUUUUGUUGAAAUCAAGAACCGCUUACAUCUCUAGGCUUUGUGACCCUAUAACCUCUAUACCUAGAACAUUCAACUUAGAAGUUAUAGAUCCUUUUGUUCUAGACAUGCCACACAAGCUUGAAUGACCCAUGUGAUUAUGUUAAUGACACAUCACAUACAUUACAAAUCAAAAAUAAAAAUAAACAAACACUAGAAUGAAGUUGCCAUAGCCUUCAAAUGUUUUUUCGGUGCACCGACAAUUGUUGGGGUACUUAAGAUGGGAUGAAGUGUUUUAAACUCCAAAUGACAUCCAUAGUUCUCUUCAAACUACUUAAUUUUGCUUUUAAUUGUUCAAGACUCGAGAAGAGGUGACGCAAAAGAAGAACAUCUUUUGAAACAUCCAUCAUCAUUUGAAGAUCCUUUAUUUUUAUUACUAUCUAAUUUGGACAAAAUGUCUCCUUUUAGUUUUUGGCCCUAAUUAAGCCAAAUGUUUGGAUUUAGGUGAUCCUUAACAAACUAUGUGUGGAUCUUGAAAAAUACACAAAAAUGACAUAAGGUUUGAAAAAAUGAUAACUCUCUUAAUACUAUGAAUUUUGAUGCAUAGUAUUUAGAUUUGAAUUCCUCUUUUGGUAAGCUUUCCAUUGAAUACUUGAAAACCUAAAUUUGUAAUAUAUUUUCUUAGAUAAAAUCAUUUUAGUUAGAUAAGUUAAACUUUCAAAUUAUUUUGUCCUUAGGCAAAAAUAUUACUUUAGUAGUAUUUUAAAAUCAAUUAUAAAUCAAUCACUUAAUAAUUUUCUCCAAAAUUCAUUCCAUUUGACUCCUCAUUCAAAGAGAUUUCUGUUAGUUACUCAUAUGCCUAUAUUGUUGAAGUCAUAUGAUACAUAAAAGACUAAAUAUUUACUUCAUACAUAUAUUUUAUUGUAUUUAUACUUAGAUAUUUUAACAUUUAUGUCUCUAAUGAGAAUUUUGAAAUUGUAUGAGAUAUUUUUUACUGUCUAAGUUAUCAAUUUAAUAUUUAUACAUCUUAGUCUUUUUAUUAAAAUUUCAUUCAAUAUAUAUACUAAUAAUCUAUACUCUUUAAUCUCAUCCAAGAUAUCAAUCUCGAAUUAACUUUAUAUUUCAUAUCAUAAAAUGAUUUUAUAUUAAUAUUUAUAAAUUAUCAAAAUAAUUUUGAUUUAACUCAUAACUCAACAUUUGAGUUUUGUGCUUAAAUUAUUUUUUUCUCUAUAAAAUAAGUUUGAAUUGUAAUAUCCUCUUUGGUGUCACAAUUUCAUUCUAAAACUUGUAUGCUUUUGCUGUUGGAGGUAUCUAUGUUUGAUUUUUUUAGUUUCAUGAAACUAUUGAGAAGCUUUAAAAUAAAUCAAUACACUAGAUGAACUUUCAUAAUUUGAAUCAUCAGCCUCUCCUCAGGUUCUUAGACUAAAUAUCUAUACAGUCGCAUGUAUAGGAAACCACAAAAGUUUAAAUAGGGACUAGUAAUUCUACGACAUGGAUCGAUGGAAAUUAUUUGAAUAUAGAUUUGGUGGGCCUCGUAUUAACACAAAAAAAGUAGGUCUAGUCUGUUCUUUGUGGUUGUCAUUUGAAGACAACUAUUUGGUAGUUUCCAUAUAAAUAACUAGAUAGGGUUGAUGCAUUUCUAUCAAAGAAGUGUGCCCAACAAAUUACAAACAUUUGGACUUCUUGAAACGUUGUUCUUAUUUCUAUCAAUUACCUAUGGGAACAUUGGGAAUUUUUUAUAUUUUUUCCACAAAUUCGUACAUUUUCCUUCAUUAGUACAGCUUAUUUUUUCAUGUGGUAGAGUUUCUAUCUUUGAAAGGCUAUGUCCAUCGUCUUAAAAAUAAUUUCUCUUUCUUAUCAAAGAAGUGGAUAUUACUCUAUUGACCUUUAAUUCCUUUUGCCAAUAUGUUCUCCUAUCUUGUAUUAAUAGAUUCUUAUGAGGAAUUUACGCAUGAAUUUUUGCUUCUUUUCACUCGUCAAUAAUGGUAUGCAAUUAGCACAUUAAAGACAAUAGUGAAAGGUUAUAGACCAAAGAGAGAGCAUCAUCCUCAUUUGAAUUCUAUUUUAUUGUGUAUCAAAAUGAAUUCAAUUUCACAAUUAUUCAAUCAUAUACCACAUUUAUAUUAAUCUUAAGUUCCCCUAUGUGUUUAGCAAUAAAUUGACUGAUAAUUAAUUGCCCCCUUUAUAUCAUAUUUUUAAUAUUUUUUGUAUAGUGGGCGGUUUUCCUACAAAAAUUGCUUUUAAGUAUGGUGUCUUUAUCUUCUUCCCCUUUUUCCAGGAAGAUAGAAGGACAGACCAUCCGCAAAUACAACGUGAAUUAAAGCUGUACAAAAUCCUUUUAGGAGGAAGUAAUAAACUAUUAUUGCCAAAAGUUACGUGUAAUCUAUCUUGUUUUAUUUUCGACACGGGAUUAACUUUCUUUUCAAUUGUGUAGCUGGAAUUCCGCACGUGAGAUGGUAUGAUGUUGAACGUGACUAUAAUGUUCUCGUGAUGGACUUAUUAGGACCAAGUCUCGAGGAUCUUGUCAAUCAAUGUGGUGGAAAACUAUCUUUGAAGAGUGUCCUAAUGCUCGCUGACCAAAUGGUAGAUUCUUUUCAAAAAAAUUCCUCAACCAUUAUAAUAUAAGCACGAUAUUCUAGUUUUACAUAUUUUUCUUGUAUAUACUAUUUUCUUGAUAUUUAUCAGAUCAAGAGGAUAGAGUAUGUUCAUUGUAAAUCUCUUCUGCAUCGAAAUAUAAAGCCUAAGAAUUUUCUCAUGGGCAUGGGAAGACAUGCAAAUAAGGUUGGGUUUAAGUAAAUUUCUUAUAAUUUUAUUUGAGAGUGCUACUAUCAUCCUAUAAUGCGGCCUAAUCAAUUUUAUUUCUUCAAUUUAGGUGUACAUAAUUGGCUUCGGCCAUGGAAAGAAAUUUAUAGAUACAAAUACACAUCAGCACAUCUCACACAGGUAUCUAGAUAGUUUUCAUAUUCAUAAAUAAGAUUUGUUCGCUGAACUUUUGUUGUUAAUCUAUGGAAUAUUAAAUUUACUUAAAUGCCCGGUACAAGGGUAACGAUGGGAUGCAAAGCCUCCAACACAAAACCAACAUGAAAUCACCAUAGAUGGAUGGGGUGGAUUGAUAGUUGCACAUCUACACAAUUGGAUGGUUUUCUUUAGGACCAUGUUGCAUGACAGAAUCAUUGAUACGUUGCUGUGGAUUUCCAUGUAUAAUCUUUGGAGAUGCGUCCACUCAUGUCUAUUUUGCAUGAAAGAAAUAUUUAUUUGCCGCUUGCUUGCUUUGGUUGGUUGGAAUUCUUAGAUAUUUUUGAACUGAAGCUGAUCGCAAUGAGAAGCUUGCUUUUGUUCUUGGAUAUUUUGUGCAAGUGUUUCCUACCCCCUUCUUAUUUCUGCACAUACUUGAGAGUUCUUAUUUGCGAUGUCUAAUGUGUCUUCAAAUCAUCAUAGAGAGAAUAAGAGUUUGAAACGGACAGGGAGAUAUGCCCAUUGUGGUAGAGGUAUGUGGCCAACAUUAAUUUAUUUCAUGUGCCAUAUUCGAUCAAUUUACCACGGGAAUUGCAAGCAUUGAAAGCCCUUUCUUUGGGUGAUAAGAACAAGGUAGGAGGGAUGAUCUAGAGUCACUCGGCUAUGUUCUCAUGUAUUUGUUAAGAGGAAGGUAAUCUUUUCUUCCCCAACUGUCGGCAAAAUAUUUAUGCGUGUAUUUAUUUUAUUAGUUGCUAAUUUUCUUUGCCUUUCUUCAGCCUAACAUGGGAAGACCUGAAAGGAGGCACUGAAAGGCAAAAAUACGAAAAAAUUAGUGAAAAGAAGGUUUCCAUGCCGAUUGAGGUAUUACCCAAAAAUCGUAAAAAAAUAAAAAUGAGUGGUAUCUUACGACGAUUCAUCCUCUCUCUCUCUCUCUCUCUCUUUAUCUCUCUCUUCCCUUCUUCUAAAUAACACUACGUUCAUCUCUCUUGUAGGCCCUGUGUCAUGGAUAUCCUAUAGAAUUUGCAUCAUAUUUCUAUUAUUGCCGCUCCCUCUGCUUUGACGACAAACCUAACUAUGCUUACUUGAGAGAAAUAUUUCAUGGUCUCUUUAAGCGCGAACGUAAGAUGAUUAAUGUCUAUAUAUUUAUACUUACACAAGCCGUGACGUUUACGUCACGGAGUUGUAAUCACCACUAAUCUUGGAGACGUCCCCUCGUUCGUAGGUUUUCAGUUUGACUACGUAUUUGAUUGGACGACACCGAAGUAUCAACAAUCUCAACAUUCAAAGGAGCCUGCGCAUGUACCGGUGAGUGGGUUGUCACAAGAGCUCUGAGUAUAAUCCUCACGUCAUCUUCGGAAAUUUCAGAUAUUUAUAUGCCCAUGAAAAUGCCGAUCUUUUUUUUCUUUGUCACAGGGUCCUACUCAUAAGCCAAACAAUACGUUGCGCCUCCCAAUAGCCAAUGCCCGUGGACACCCGGGUGAGUCUACUGGCCAAGCUCAAUUCCUCUUUUCUCUACGUGAAGUAUGAAUAUUAGUCUGCCCUUCUUCAUAAAAAGAUGCUCCUCUUGGAUUCUAGUUCGUGCUCACUGGUUGCUCCCUGCUUGUGAUAGCUUCAGAUAUUUUAAAGCUUCUCUCUCUCUCUCUCUCUCUCUCUCUCUCUCUCUCUAUAUAUAUAUAUAUAUAUAUAUAUAUAUAUAUUUGGUCCUUGAAGAUUCACACAUGAAUGAGUUCGAUCAUAUGCCUUCCCUUCUAAAUCAGACAUUGUGAAUGGAUUUGACAUGGCCAUUUUCUAUCUGAUCUUUAGUUACUUCCGAGACAAGUGAUCUACUUAAGCCUCGUCCACGCCCGACCAUCCUCAUCUAGAGUUCAUGGAUCAUAUUCCCGACACUUGAUUAGCUUCAUUUCAACUUCUACGAGAUGCCUUUGCUUCACCAUUGAAUUCGACCGAUCUCUCAUGUCUCAGGGCGAGCAGUCCAAAAAAAAGAGUAUGAUCAUCCAUGGAGAAGCUACGUGGCGGCAUCUAGCACUGGAGCAGUGUACCAGUCUUUCAUCUCUCUGAAAUUGCAAUUUGGUACCAUCCUAUACUCUUUCAAUUCCAAAGGCCAUGAUCGCCCGCUGCGUUAGAAUUACAGUGGACUCACGUUUGCAUUCUCCACUUUGCAUGGUUUUUAACUAGACAAAAAUCUCAUAUCGGAUUGUAUUGAAUUUGGCAGCUGUUUCUCUCUCUCUCUCUCUAUCUCUCUCUCUCUCUCUCUCUCUCUCCUUAUCUAUCUUUUGGUGGGCAUGGCAUGCAUUAUGUGAAUCCACGAUUGUUGACUGAGGUUUAAUCACCAAGGUAGGUGGGCCUCCCCAUUUGGGUCCCAUGAUUCCCCGUGAGUUCACAUGUCGGCCGGCCACUUGACUAGUACCAGUGAGGCCCACAAGCAGCAAGGGUAGCUCUUUGGUCAAGACAGGUCAUUGACCCUCACCGAUCACAUUGACCACCGCGUCCCAGCACAGAGAGAAAGAGAGAGAGAGAGAGAGAGAGAGAGAGAGAGAGAGAGAGAGAGAGAGAGAGAGAGAGAGAGAGAGAGAGAGAGGAGGGAGAAGUUACCAAAUGGAGUAAAUUAAUACAUGAUAAACUAAAACACUUAGAAUAG
Messenger RNA from Spirodela intermedia, 8060 nucleotides. NCBI's taxonomy places the organism in Eukaryota, Viridiplantae, Streptophyta, Magnoliopsida, Alismatales, Araceae. The record is from the annotation of a GenBank genome assembly.